Molecule: messenger RNA, 645 nt
Organism: Paralichthys olivaceus (Japanese flounder)
Lineage: Eukaryota; Metazoa; Chordata; Actinopteri; Pleuronectiformes; Paralichthyidae
Source: RefSeq, a predicted model, not a curated record
AUGUUUGGGGGCUCACUGAAUCCGCCGGGCCUGCUGACUAUGCCCCGGAGCCCCACCUCCAGUGAGGAUGAGAUGGCCCAGAGCUUUUCAGACUACUCCGACGACUGCGCCUCCGACAGCUCCAGAGAAGAGACCAUUUACGAGACCAUAAGGGCCACGGCCCAGCCAUCGCCGCACCGCAUGGACGACAUUCACACAAACUCGCUGGUCGUCCGCGUCCUCAUCCCCGACCUGCAGCAGACGUUCCGCUACAAGAGCAGAGUUUACCGGCAGCCAAACGUGGACGAGAAACAAAUCGCCAAACUUCACACCAAGGCCAAUCUGAGGAAGUUCAUGGACCUGAUCCAACACAAUCAGGAGGACAAAGUGUCGAAGCUGUUGGAGAGAGGCUUCGAUCCCAACUACCACGACAGUGACACCGGUGAGAGUCCGCUGACCUUCGCCGCUCACCUGGACGGAGUGGUGGAGCUGAUCAAGGUGCUGAAGAACGGAGGAGCUCACCUGGACUUCAGGGCCAAAGACGGCAUGACCUCCCUCCACAAAGCUGCUCGGUCCAAGAACCAGGUCACGCUCAUGGUAACAGAACCUCGUCUCUCGCGCUCCGCCUCCUGCACGCUGCUGAUUCUUCACGUCACCGUGAACUGA